GCAAAAUUAUUUUCUAAUAUAAUUAAUUUGAUGUUUUAAACAAUUACAGUGGCAGCAAUUAUGAUCUUUUUUUUAACUAUCGCAUGCAGGGAAGUAUGAUGGUCUACAAUCCUCAUGUCGUCUAUGCUAUGACCCGUUUCCUUGUAGUAUCUGAGAAGGUGACAGUUGAGAAUACGUCUCAGAUAUUUAGAUAUGAACGUGUAUCUAAAAUGACUUUUUUAACCUGGCAGUACGGGAGUAAAAGAUGGACGCUUUGCAAUAUAAUUUACUCAGAAAACUUCAAAGGUUAUAAACUUGAACUCAAAAUUAGGGAAUUGAGCGAAGCACUUUGGCAAAGUUUGAGCCCGAUCGAAGGACAAAUAUAUUAUGAAUACAAUAGUAAUAAUGCUCUUAGUAGAAUAUAAUAGUCACACCUUUAUGAGAUAUAGACUACAUAGGAUAUCAAGAAUUUUUUACUUAAAUUGCUGAUGCACCUUUCAAGAAGUUACUAUAUUUGUAACUUUAAAUUUAAAGAGUCUCAAUAAAAAAAAUGAUUUUAAAAGAAACACGUUUAUUGCUAGAUUUCAUAGGGUUAAUGCCCAAUUUAUAUCCUAAAAAAUACUAUCAAGUUUUGACUACUGUGAGUCUUAUUAAUCUAAUUUGGAUUAGCUUUUUCCAAGUGCCCUACUUUUUCCAACCAAAAGAUAUGACUGAAUUUUCAGAUGUUUUAAGUUUGUUCAGUGAAUACGUAAUGUUAUUUCUCCGGUGUAUACUCUUUUUAUAUCACAAUCGAAGGAUACAAAAAUUUAUCUUUGCAAUAGAGGAGAAUGUUGAACAGAGUAAGUUAUUUUUACAGCUACGAAAUUUAUAAUUUGAUAAAGAAUCAAUUUUGAAAGAAAAAAAUAAUUUUCAGGAAUUAUAUCUAAUCGCGGAGAGUAUUACACAAAGGCAGAUUAUUUGUCAAACAAUCUCACGAUAUUUUAUAAACGAUUUAUGGGUCUUUUAACGUGUGGUUAUAUGAUAUAUCCUCUGCAACUUGCUCUUUAUCAAAUAUACAAUAAUGUUGAUCUGAUUUCCUGGCAAUUGCCAAUCAAAGUGGAGUUUCCCUGGGACAUUUCUACGGGUCUCGGAUAUGGAUUAGCUUAUAUUCUUGUUGGACUAAACAUCCUAUGGACUCUUCUUUACUGCGUAGCUUUAGAUACUUUCUUCUUCGGUGUAAUCUUGCAUAUAUCAGCCUGCUUUCAAGAUUUACGUAAAAUGAUAACAGAAAUAGACACCAUCGUCUCAUCGAAUGAUGAUAAUGUAUCUCUAGUACAGGACCGUUUUCUAGAGAGAAAGUUAUAUUUGAUAAAAUGUGUAAAGCUUCACAAUUUAGCUUUAGAUUUCGUCAAGAAAAUGGAAGAAAUCAUCAGUUCAUCCCUCUUUGUAGCCUAUGUGAUCAUUAUCUUUGUUAUUUGUGCUGUAUUAUUUCAGGCGUCUGAGCACAUGAAGAGCAGUCAAAUAACCCGAGAUUUAACUUUUGUCUUUAGUGCUCUUAUUCAACUCCUCGUUUCUACGUAUUUUGGGAGCCUCAUCACUCAAACGAGCGAAAGCAUUUGUUUUGCUGUGUACUCCACGCAAUGGUAUCGUCAAAUCCCAAAAAUUCGCUACUUCUAUCAUCUAAUAUUGCUAAGGAGUCAGAAGCCUGUCCAUAUAACUGCUUUAGGACUACUUAAUAGCUCUUUAAAGAGUUUUACUAAAGUAAUUAGCGGUUCUACUAGAGCAUUUACACUAUUGCAAACAAUGCAAGACAAAAGGAUUUGAUUUUUUUUGCUUUGUGAAUUUUUAUAUUAUGUGAUAAGUAUCGACAUAUUCACUUGCUGCUUUAAUUUUUCUGAUCAUAAUACGUACUAUAAUAUUAAUCAAUGAAAUAUAAUUGAUCCGUAUUGAUUAAAAUCUUUAAAAAAAAAACAAAAAAUUACGAAGCAAUAAAUUUAAAAGUAAAUAUUUUGAGUUUUAUUUUAAUUUAUUAAUUUAAUGCUUUUAACACUGAAAUUUUUUUUGUUAAGAUUUCUUAGCUUAGAUACAUUAAAUUUGAGUUAUUAAAAUUCGUGAAAUUUCUGUCAAACGCAUAAAACAAGAAUAAAGCAAACUGACAAUCUGGAAUUCUGAUGCACUACAGAAAAGGAUUGUGUUGAUGCCGUUAUGUAUGUGAAUGUCGUUUCUGAAUUGUGCAAACAUUUAAAUAAAUUCUUAU
Phlebotomus papatasi is the source of this 2215-nucleotide messenger RNA. RefSeq names its product putative odorant receptor 85d. Gene Ontology annotation, cellular component: plasma membrane. The record is from RefSeq and is a predicted model, not a curated record. NCBI's taxonomy places the organism in Eukaryota, Metazoa, Arthropoda, Insecta, Diptera, Psychodidae. The transcript has 4 exons. The coding region runs from base 973 to 1782 and encodes 269 amino acids. Gene Ontology annotation, biological process: detection of chemical stimulus involved in sensory perception of smell; sensory perception of smell. Gene Ontology annotation, molecular function: olfactory receptor activity; odorant binding.